Molecule: messenger RNA, 1146 nt
Organism: Castor canadensis (American beaver)
Lineage: Eukaryota; Metazoa; Chordata; Mammalia; Rodentia; Castoridae
Source: RefSeq, a predicted model, not a curated record
UUGAACCCAAGGCCACCUGAGCCAUGUCCCCAGUCCAAGAGUAAAAGCUUUUGAUGAUGAGACUAAGCACCUAUGAGAGCCUUCCUUCUCUGUUUUCCUCCAGUGUUGUUCCCUACUCUUGAUCAUCUUGUACUCUCUUCCAUCAUCCAUCAUGUGACAUCGAAAAAGCCCAAGACAGCAGAAGCGGACACUUCCAGUGAACUGGCUAAGAAAAGCAAAGAAGUAUUCAGAAAAGAGAUGUCUCAGUUCAUCGUCCAGUGCCUGAAUCCUUACCGGAAACCUGACUGCAAAGUGGGCAGAAUCACCACGACUGAAGAUUUCAAACACCUCGCUCGCAAGCUGACUCAUGGUGUUAUGAAUAAGGAGCUAAAGUACUGUAAGAACCCUGAAGACCUGGAGUGCAAUGAGAAUGUGAAACACAAAACCAAGGAGUAUAUUAAGAAGUACAUGCAGAAGUUUGGGGCUGUUUACAAACCCAAAGAGGACACUGAAUUAGAGUGACUUAUGGUGCCAGGGUAGGAGGACAGGCGAUCAGGUAGGAUAGAUUUUGGGGAGAAGAAAUCCUAUGGCCUCUUCCCCACCCCAUGGCCAGGGCUGUGGGGUAAUGAUUACACAUCACCCUGGGCAAUUCAAACCUGCAAGUGUCAACUGAAAGCUAUAAAAAAGAGCUCCAUCUACAAGUGAUCCCUUGUGAGCUACUGGGGUAUGGUUAGAGGCCAUUAGAGACAAUGGCCUAGGGAAGACCCUGGCCAGUCCUGACCCCACUCUCAAAUCUGGGUCUCCUUGGCGGUGCUGUCAGCGCACAGACCCAUGCGCAUCCCUAUCCAAGACCCUUUACCCUGACGAUCUGUAUUAUAUUUUAAUGUAUAUGUGAAUAUAUUGAAAAUAAUUUGUUUUUUUCCUGGUUUUUGUUUGGUUUUUGUUUUGCUUUUAGCCUCUAUGUGCUAGGAUCACAGGAAAACUUUGUAAGGAUGGUUUAAGUUCUCCUGCAAGGUUUAAUUUGUUAUCAUGUAAAUAUUCCAAAGCAGGCUGCCUUGUGGUUUUGGCCAGCCUUGUGCUAUGUUGAUAAGAUUGAUUUACUGCUUAAAAUCACUUUACUUUAUCCAAUUUUUACUGAACUUUUUAUGUAAAAAAUAAAAUCAAUUA